Messenger RNA from Perca flavescens (yellow perch), 10499 nucleotides. RefSeq names its product RAB44, member RAS oncogene family (gene rab44). Gene Ontology annotation, molecular function: GTP binding; GTPase activity. The transcript has 11 exons. Bases 97 to 9414 code for a protein of 3105 amino acids. Lineage: Eukaryota; Metazoa; Chordata; Actinopteri; Perciformes; Percidae. The record is from RefSeq and is a predicted model, not a curated record.
CAGCAUUCAGUAUAUGCGGAUGACUUGACAUUACAAAGCAGCUCACGUUGUGAGACGACAGAGGUGCCAGAUUUCGCUGAAAGAAGAUAAGAAGCAAUGUCUACUCAAAGUGCAAAGAAAAGACUUGGUUCACGUCGCCGAGGAGCAAAACAAAAUGAAAUCUCUAAGAAUGAUGAGUUCCAUGUAACCGACAAUACCUUUGUAGCUGAGUGUGACAUACCAGAAGAAAAUACUGAAUCAUUAAAUGUACUUGCUAAGCCUGACAAUUCAACAACUGAAAUACAACCUCCACCUUCGCCUGAACUCUCAAGCAACAGAAGAAAACUGGGGUCUCGUCGAAGAAAUAAACUCCUGCCUUUUGAGGAUUCUGCGACUGAAUCGUACCAUGAACCUAUUGAGGAAGUUGAGGAAAAAACAAGGGUAAAGGAAACUACAGUUACAAAACAAAUGUCACUUGCAAUACAAUCUGAGAAGCAGGAAGUAUUUAUUCAAGGGACUGACCAUGAGUCUACAACACAUGAAGACUAUUUUUAUUUAGCCGCUACACCUAAAGUUCAGUACGCUACUACAAAAAACUGUCCAAAUGCUGACCUGGAAAGUUUAAUUCCCAAAAUUGAAAAUCUGCAAGCAGACCUAGAUGACAAUGAGUCUGUGCUUUCAUGUCCAGGAGUAGAUCAGCAACUCAUUGACCAAUUAAAUUUCAGGCAAAUGCCUGAAGAAAAACGUUCCAAUGUGCAUUCUGUAACAGAAAAAGAGUGCAAGAAAAGAGACAACAACACAGAAUUGUUGAGGAAGGAUGGAAAUUUACAGGGCAACUAUUUGGUGAGUGAGUCACAUGUAGAAUCAGUAGCUAUGCAUUUUAGUACCACACCGGAGAUAACCACAGAAAAAAUAAGCCCAAGAGAAAAUACUGAAAUUGAACAAGCAACAAUUUCAUCACCAAAAGAGGAGUUCCCUACAGAUGAGAAAAAAAAUCAGCAUUCAAAUUUAUUUGAAGUAAAAUGCGCUCAUCGUUCCGAGGAUGCUGUAAACAACGUGCAUGAACAGGAAGUUAAGCCAACACAGAUUAAAGAAAUGCCUCAAAUUGAUGACUCAUCUGAAAGUGUGAUACACGAUGCCACAGGAAAUUCUAAAAUCAUUUCUGGAAACUUGACAGAUAAAACAGAAGUCAGUGACACAUACCAGUCUGAGUUAAUUGUUAAAAGAACUGAUGAGUUUCCUAUCAAUCAGGACAUUUCAAUUUCUGACGACAAACAGGAUGAGCAUUCUAAAAAAGAAAGCAACUUUGAAGCUGUAGAGCAGAAAAACAAGGCUUAUUAUGUAUCUGAUACCGAGAAUCCACAAAUCAGCAACAUAGAAGGAGUAGACACUGCACUAGGUCAGGUAUAUGAGACUGAAGGCAGAGUACAGGAUGAAACAAAACCCAGUGCUGAACACACAGGUCAUCAGGAGAAAGAAGGACUCUUCUCUGAAAUGGAAGAAAGUGAAUUCUCCUUACAAGCCCUGCAAUCAGAAAUAAAUGCUCCUUUUGACUCUCAACCUCAGCAUAAUGACAUCAACCUCAACUCAUUUGGGAACAGAAGAAAACUGGGGUCUAGCCGAAAAAAUAAAGGAAGACAGCGUGUCAAGGACUCUGUUGCUGAAUCAUACCACAAACCUGCAGAGGAAGUUGUUGGUGAUACCAUGGAUAAUGAACCCCUUGAAACAACAGAAAUGUCGUUAUCAGUAGAGACCGCAGUAAAGGAAAAAUCAAUGGAAACUAUGCUGGAAGAAAUGGAUCAAUUUGACAUUGCUCAGACCGAAGAUGUUUGUGAUCAAGUAAAAGAAAAUGCACUUGUUGGCGGUGACUUACAUUCAAGUUUAACAGUAGAUCAGCAGAUGAUCGACCAAUCAAAUUCCACAGAGAUGCCAGAGGAGGAACUUUCUAAUGUGUGUUUUGUAAAAGAAGAAAACAAGGAAGGAGACGACGACACAGAAUUGUUCAGGCAGGAUGGACAUUUACAGACCCACUACUUGGUGAGUGAGUCCUGUGUGAAAUCAGAAGAUAUAGAUUAUUCUAAUACACCAGAGAUAACCACAGAUAAACACAACUCCAAAGAGCAUACAGAACCUCAAUGCAGUGUUGAACAAGCAAUAUGUUUGUCAACAAAGAGGGAGUUGCCCACAAAUGACGGACAAAUUGAGAUUUUAAACUUAUCUGAAGACAAAGGGGCUCAUCAGUCAGAGGAUUCUUUAAACGAACUGCAUGAACAGGAGAUUACGCCAACAGAAAUGCAUGAAGUGCCUCAAAUUGAUGACUUAUCUGAAAGUGUGAAAGAUGAUGCCACAGAUAAUUCUGAAAUCAUUUCUGGAAACUUGGCAGACCAAACUGAAGUCAGUGACACAUACCAAUGUGAGUUAAUUGUGAAAAGUACUGAUUAUUCUCCUACCAAUCAGGAACUCUCAAUUCCUGACAAACACGAUAAUCAUCCUACAAAAGAAAACAACUUUGAGGCUUCAGAGCAGAAAAAUAAGGAUUGUCAUGUAUAUGGUACCAAGAAACCACAGAUCAGCGACAUAGAAAGACUAGACACUGUCCUAGAUCAGGUAUAUGAGAUUGAAGACCAAGUUGAGGCUGAUAUAAAACCCGGUGCUGAACACACAGGUCAUCAGGAGAAAGGACUCUUCUCUGAAAUGGAAGAAAGUGAAUUCUCCUUACAAGCCCUGCAAUCAGAAAUAAAUGCUCCUUUUGACUCUCAACCUCAGCAUAAUGACACCAGCCUCAACUCAUUUGGGAACAGAAGAAAACUGGGGUCCAGCCGAAAAAAUAAAGGAAGACAGCUUGUCAAGGACUCUGUUGCUGAAUCAUACAAUGUACACAAAAAAGACAUGGAAAGUACCAGGGAUAUUGAAGCCUUCCAAACAGGACAAAUUCAAUCAAGUCAGAGGAGUGAGAGUUAUAUCAAGCCUGCAACACAUGACAGCUCUUUGUAUACAGCCUAUAUGCCCGGUUAUUCUUCUGACGUCCAAGGCCCCACUACAACAAGCUAUCCAGAGGCUGAUCUAGAAAGUUUAAAUAAUAAAAGUGAAAAUCCUCAAGAUGAUCAUGAUGAAAGAGGGAAUGACUUUAAAGUGGAGGUGUCUGAUAAAUCAGUGGGAUCCACCCUAGAAGGAACAGACCAAUCUGACACUCUUCAGAGUCAAGAACUCACAGGCGCUCAUAAUUUAGAAGAUGCUGUAAAUACAGUGCACAAACAGGAGGUUAAGCCAACCGAAAUGCAAGAAAUGCCUCAAAUUGAUUUCGCAUCUGAAAGUGUGAUACAUGAUGCCACAGAAAAUUCUGAAAUAAUUUCUGGAAACCUGGCAGACCAAACUGAAGUCAGUGACACAUACCAAUGUGAGUUGAUUGUGAAAAGGACUGGUGAUUCUCCUACCAGUCAGAAAAUUUCAAAUUCUGACAAACAGGAUGAACAUCCUACAAAAGAAAACAACUUUGAGUCCUUAGAGCGGAAAAAUGAGGAUUGUCAUUUUUAUGAUAUCAAUGAACCACAGAUCAGCCACAUAGAGAGAGUAUAUACUGCACCAGGUCAGGUAUAUGAGACUGAAGGCAGAGUACAGGAUGAAACAAAACCCAGUGCUGAACACACAGGUCAUCAGGAGAAAGAAGGACUCUUCUCUGAAAUGGAAGAAAGUGAAUCCUCCUUACAAACCCUGCAAUCAGAAAUAAAUGCUCCUUUUAACUCCCAACCUCAGCAUAGCGACACCGGCUUCAACCCCAUUGGGAACAGAAGAAAACUGGGGUCUAGCCGAAAAAAUAAAGGAAGACAGCAUGUCAAGGACUCUGUUGCUGAAUCAUACCACGAACCUGCAGAGGAAGUUGUUGGUGAUACCAGGGAUAAUGAACCCCUUGAAACAACAGAAAUGUCGUUAUCAGUAGAGACCGCAGUAAAGGAAAAAUCAAUGGAAACUAUGCUGGAAGAAAUGGAUCAAUUUGACACUGCUCAGACUGAAGAUGUUUGUGAUCAAGUAAAAGAAAAUGCAAUUGUUGGCGGUGACUUACAUUCAAGUUUAACAGUAGAUCAGCAGAUGAUCGACCAAUCAAAUUCCACAGAGAUGCCAGAGGAGGAACUUUCCAAUAUGUGUUUUGUAAAAGAAGAAAACAAGGAAGGAGACGACGACACAGAAUUGUUCAGGCAGGAUGGACAUUUACAGAUCCACUACUUGGUGAGUGAGUCCUGUGUGAAAUCAGAAGAUAUAGAUUAUUCUAAUACACCAGAGAUAACCACAGAUAAACACAACUCCAAAGAGCAUACAGAACCUCAAUGCAGUGUUGAACAAGCAAUAUGUUUGUCAACAAAGAGAGAGUCGCCCACAAAUGACGGACAAACUGAAAUUUUAAACUUAUCUGAAGACAAAGGGGCUCAUCAGUCAGAGGAUUCUUUAAACGAACUGCAUGAACAGGAGAUUACGCCAACAGAAAUGCAUGAAGUGCCUCAAAUUGAUGACUUAUCUGAAAGUGUGAUACAUGAUGCCACAGAAAAUUCUGAAAUCAUUUCUGGAAACCUGGCAGUCAGUGACACAUACCAAUGUGAGUUGAUUGUGAAAAGGACUGGUGAUUCUCCUACCAGUCAGAAAAUUUCAAAUUCUGACAAACAGGAUGAACAUCCUACAAAAGAAAACAACUUUGAGUCCUUAGAGCGGAAAAAUGAGGAUUGUCAUAUUUAUGAUAUCAAGGAACCACAGAUCAGCCACAUAGAGAGAGUAUAUACUGCACUAGGUCAGGUAUAUGAGACUGAAGGCAGAGUACAGGAUGAAACAAAACCCAGUGCUGAACACACAGGUCAUCAGGAGAAAGAAGGACUCUUCUCUGAAAUGGAAGAAAGUGAAUUCUCCUUACAAGCCCUGCAAUCAGAAAUAAAUGCUCCUUUUGACUCUCAACCUCAGCACAAUGACACCAGCCUCAACUCAUUUGGGAACAGAAGAAAACUGGGGUCCAGCCGAAAAAAUAAAGGAAGACAGCUUGUCAAGGACUCUGUUGCUGAAUCAUACAAUGUACACAAAAAAGACAUGGAAAGUACCAGGGAUAUUGAAGCCUUCCAAACAGGACAAAUUCAAUCAAGUCAGAGGAGUGAGAGUUAUAUCAAGCCUGCAACACAUGACAGCUCUUUGUAUACAGCCUAUAUGCCCGGUUAUUCUUCUGACGUCCAAGGCCCCACUACAACAAACUAUCCAGAGGCUGAUCUAGAAAGUUUAAAUAAUAAAAGUGAAAAUCCUCAAGAUGAUCAUGAUGAAAGAGAGAAUGACUUUAAAGUGGAGGUGUCUGAUAAAUCAGUGGGAUCCACCCUAGAAGGAACAGACCAAUCUGACACUCUUCAGAGUCAAGAACUCACAGGCGCUCAUAAUUUAGAAGAUGCUGUAAAUACAGUGCACAAACAGGAGGUUAAGCCAACCGAAAUGCAAGAAAUGCCUCAAAUUGAUUUCACAUCUGAAAGUGUGAUACAUGAUGCCACAGAAAAUUCUGAAAUAAUUUCUGGAAACCUGGCAGACCAAACUGAAGUCAGUGACACAUACCAAUGUGAGUUGAUUGUGAAAAGGACUGGUGAUUCUCCUACCAGUCAGAAAAUUUCAAAUUCUGACAAACAGGAUGAACAUCCUACAAAAGAAAACAACUUUGAGUCCUUAGAGCGGAAAAAUGAGGAUUGUCAUAUUUAUGAUAUCAAGGAACCACAGAUCAGCCACAUAGAGAGAGUAUAUACUGCACCAGGUCAGGUAUAUGAGACUGAAGGCAGAGUACAGGAUGAAACAAAACCCAGUGCUGAACACACAGGUCAUCAGGAGAAAGAAGGACUCUUCUCUGAAAUGGAAGAAAGUGAAUCCGCUUUACAAACCCUGCAAUCAGAAAUAAAUGCUCCUUUUGACUCUCAACCUCAGCAUAAUGACAUCAGCCUCAACUCAUUUGGGAACAGAAGAAAACUGGGGUCUAGCCGAAAAAAUAAAGGAAGACAGCAUGUCAAGGUCUCUGUUGCUGAAUCAUACCACGAACCUGCAGAGGAAGUUGUUGGUGAUACCAGGGAUAAUGAACCCCUUGAAACAACAGAAAUGUCGUCAUCAGUAGAGACAGCAGUAAACGAGAGAGAGCAUACAGAACCUCAAUGCAAUGUUGAACAAGCAAUAUUGUUGUCACCAAAGGAGGAGUUGUCUACAAGUGAGGAACAAAAAGAGCAUGUGAACUUAUCUCAAGUCAGAGGAGCUCGGCAUUCAGAGGAUGCUGUAAAUGAAGUGCAUGAAGAGGAGGGCAAGCCAACACAAAUGCAUCAAACUGAUAACUUCUCAGUAAAGGAAAGUCUACAAACACUGCAUUCAGAAAUGAAUGCUCCUUUGGACUCCCAACCUUUUGACAGUUAUCAGAGUAUCAAAGGGCAAACUCCCACAGGCUUCAACCCCACAGGGAACAGAAGGAAAUUUGGGUCAAACCGAAAAAAUAAAGGACUGCAGGUCAAGGACACAACAAAAAUUCCAUUGGUAACGGAGACAAUGAGGCAGGAAGAAUUAAAAGAGCAAACCAACCUAGACUUCAAACCUGCUGGGGAAAUAAGACAAUUUAGAUCAACUGUAAAUGCCGAAGACAAGAUGUCGGAGGAAGGCACAAUUUUGUCACAGAAUGUGAUGGACAGCAGUACAAUUGUGACAAUAGACAUUCCUUCAAGCUCAGGCAAAGAUGACUUUGUCAAAUCCAAGGAAGAUAAUGAGACGGAAAAUAAACUCAGAAAAGAGACUGAGAAUCUAAGUCAGCUUACAGGAUGUGACACGGUUAAAAUGGACUUGAUACAAUCACCAAACAUCUCAAUUUGGAAAGAUGAUUCUGCCAUACAGAAUAUCUCAUAUCAUGAUGAAAAUGUCACCACCAGGCCAAUCGCUGAAGAUGUUCUUGAGCAAGAAGGAGCCUUUCAGGUCCAUGACACGGAAGCUUUAUCUUGUGACAAAGAAAUUAAUAUGCAACAGACAAAUGAUACAUCACAAAUUGUUGGAGAUGUCACAAUAAAAGCCUAUAAUUCAGGAGCGGAGAGUUCAAUGUGUGUACAAGUUUCUAGACAGGAUAAAGAUGGAAAACAAUUUGAAGAUCCUACAAAGAAAGACCAUGAAGCCCAAGAAAUGAAUGUUUCACAGGUGAUCACACAUGCUGAACUGUUUUCUGUUUCACAAAACAAAACUGACACUUUGGCUCCAUUUGACAUUGGUCUUGAAGAAAACAUCCAAGCAGAGCCAGCUGGGGAUGUGUCUGAGGAAAGUGGAAUUUCCAGCCAACAACGGAUACAAGAAAAAACUAAUUUAGAUGACGGUGAAAAUUUGCAAGGAAGAUCCAAACAGAAAAGGAGAAAAAUGGGAUCUACUCGCCGGACUCAACUCAAUAGGAAACCAGAGGAAAAGAGAGGUGAAACAAAAGAAAGUGGCUUUAACACAGAAGCAGACAUGAGAAAUGUUGACAAGAUGGAAGCAGUCGAGGAUUUACAAAUGAUUGUAACUGCAGAGGUGUUACAGAAUGAACAUGCAAAGCCAUCACUGAGUCCUAAGAAUAAAGAACAACAUGAAACCGUAGAUUAUUCAAAUACUGUCCUUACUGAGCUAUCUGCCUCCCACAAUAAAGAAGUUGUUAAUCCUGUUAAAUUUGUUCAUGUAUCUGAUGUAAGGGACAGUGAGAGUAAUGUAGAUGUCAGUGUGGAACCAUCACAGCUAGAUGAUUUUACCACCACUGAGAUGCACAUCACCUCUGUGCUCGCUGGAAGAAAUUCAAUAAAUCCACUGCUGUCUGCAAAUACGGAAGACACUACAAACACUGGUAUCACAGGGGGGAGCUUUGUGUCUUUAUGUGAGACCACACAGAGUGCACAAAUCGAUGAGAAAUGGCCAGAGAGUGUAAACGUAAUAAAUGAACAAGCUUUGAAAUCAGCAGAUGAGCCUGUUGUGGCAGAUUUGGAAACAGGGAAAUCUGUAGUCAGAGGAGGAGCUGAAGAAGAGCAUGUGAGUGCCCAGGCUAGUAAACAAGAGCCAGACGAAGCAAAUGAAGGAGCUCACACUAAAAAUCUCGAGAUGAAGAAUGCAAAUUUAGAUUCAACCAACAAGAGAAGAAAGAUGGGCAGCACCCGCAAAAGUCUCGCAUCACGGACAAAACGGGAAGACUUGUAUGAAAAACAAGAAGAGGAUAAUGAGGCAACAGAGGUUGCAAAUAUUGUUGGAGUUGUAAAGACUGAAAGUUUCUCAGGCAACAUAGGUGUGCUGCAACUUCACAAAGACAGUGGCUCUGAGCAAAACAAAGAAAAGGAAUUUGAAACCAGUGAGUCUUACUUCAAACCUCACCAGACAUUUGAAGAAAAUCCUGUUUCUCAUGGUCAACUAGUAGAAACAGAGCAUCAACUAACUCCCAGUUAUCUCCCUGCAAUACUAUCCACUUCUCCCAAACACGAUUUAAUGUCAGAAUCAGCAUCUAGUAGGAAAAGAAGAAAAAUGGGAUCUCACCGAAAGUCACAUGGACACCAAAACAAUGAAAACCAAACAGCAAGAGAGGACAAAAUAACUGAUGCACAAAAUGGGAGAGAUGUCAGAAGUAUCACAGAUGAAAGUGCCAACAAGACAACUGAAGAGCUGAGGGAAGAAUCUUUGGGCCCGGACAAAAUAUCAGAGGUUAAUAAAAGUGACAAGAAACCAUCAUCCAACAUCAGCACCUCAAAGGCAUUAGAGCAGCCUGUUAGUGAGAAGAAACCUAAAGAAGUGACUCCUGUUCAACAUCCUUAUGCUGAAAUCCGCCUGGCUCAGGAGAGUCAACAGAAGUUUUCUCUGGCAGGUAAUUCCAGGGCAGCAGAUCUUCAAUCAAACACUUAUAAUGUGAUAAUGGUUGGAGACAGCAGUGUGGGCAAAACCUCCUUCAUGAAAAGAGCUCAAAGUGGGAAGUUUUCUUUAGAUUUACCCGCCUCUGUUGGACUUGAUUCCUGCAUGUGGACUGUGGUAGUGGAUGGAAAACAUGUGGUGCUACAGUUGUGGGAUACAGCUGGUCAAGAAAGGUUUCACAGCAUGACAAGGCAAAUUUUCCACAAAGCCAACGCAUUUCUCUUGAUGUACGACAUCACUUCUUCUCAGAGUUUUUCUGCAGUCAGCUACUGGGCAAGCUGUAUCCAGGAAGGGGCUGCAGAAAAUGUGACCAUUUUACUUGUUGGCAAUAAGAGUGAUCUUGCAGAGCGCCAGGUUAAAACUCAGGAGGUGGAAGUUCUUGCAAAGGAAUACAACUUUGAAUUCAUGGAGUGUAGUGCUGCGACAGGUGAAAAUGUGGUUGAGUCUUUGGAAACUGUGGCCAGGAUGUUGAGUCAAAAAGUUGACACAAGAGAGGAAGCAAUGGAGUUACACAAAGAGCCCAACAAGAAAAAAUCAUCAGGAUGUUGCUGAACAAGAUAUGUGUCUGAAAACUCAGAAAAGUGGAGAAAUCUUGAACACUGUGGAGCAUCACCAAUGAUUUCCCGAAUCGAUUCAAUUCUGAUUUACAAGGUCCCGAUUCGAUUACAUUUCCAAUUCGAUAUCAAUUAGGUUAGGGAAAUUUCAAUUACAAUAUGAAUUUUGCAGGACGUAUGCUGUUAAUUUUACAAGCAAGAAGCAACCCUUAAAUAUUUUUUAGAAUGCACCAGGUUACCCCAAAAAAGUUUGCUUAAAGUACUUAACAAGUCAUUGACAUACUGACUACAGCCAGUGAGUAGAGUGACCAUGUUGAAGAACAUUUUUGUAAAACAACUAUAUCAAGAUAAACCAUAAAAAAGCCCUUUCUCUUACAAAUUGACAGUACAUUGGUCUUUACAAUCAAAUGUAGCCCGGAAACAGUUACUGUGAGCCGGCUACAGAGCAUUCUCAGGUUCUUUAUAGUUAAAAACAAAUCCACAAAGAGAAAAUUCUCUAUAUUGUGCGGCUAUCUACACUUUAUGGAAACUAUUAAUGUUACUUUCAUGACACAAAUAUAUAUUCAGUGUGUGUGUAUAUUGACAUUUUGCUGUUGCUGAAUCUUAAAAAUUACCACUUGGAAGUUACAAAACGUGGUACCAAAUUGAUAUUAUCAAGGAUCUACUAAAAUAGUAUUUUUAUACAAUUAUACUUUUUUUCUUAUAGAAUAUUUCAGUGUUAAAGUGUGUGUAAACGUAACGUGUGCAAUAAGCCUUUGAACAAGAGCAUCUUUUCAUUGUUGUAGCUGUUUAGUACAGUGUUAUUCAAUAAUUACAUUGUUUAUGAUUUUGUAUGUCAACCAUCUGUUCUAAAUGAAUGGCAUUGGCACCAUUGCAGUUGUCACACAGCUGCCAGAUAAUCAUAAAUAACAUUUCAUACUUCUGUAAUUAAAGACAACAGCAGUAAAAUAAACAGGCUUUAAAUAUACAUGUAAAUUAUUUUUUUUAUGUUUGUGUAUUGCCCUUUAACUUGUGCUGCCAAAUACCUAUAAUCAAGUUUUAAUGUCAUGCCUCAUGCUUAAUAAACCUCCACAAUGACAACUA